AUGGCUGCGACGUCUCUCGUCGACGCGUUAAAGUCCGCCGCUCUUCGCAUUCUCGACUCCGCGUCUCCCGCCGUGCUGGCCAGCGCAGGGCUAUCCAAUCACACCAGCGACGCCAGCUCAUCCUGGUCUGCACCCGCCUCUCUCCAUCGCGCCACGUCAGCUCUCUGGUCGUCUGCCAUCAACCGAACCGGUGCAGGAAACGCGGGAUCAGGGAGAGCGGACAUAGAUGCACAGAGUCGCGCAUUGCUUGGACAGCUGACACCAAUCCAUCUACCCCAAUCUCCACCUAUCUCCAUCCCGUCUCCGCCCUGUCUGUCCGCUCUCUCGGUGUGCGCGCAGCGCUACCGGCGGCCAUGGCUGGACGCGUUCAUGUCGUUCAUGGCCAUGGCGGUCUCCGUGGAGUUCUACACCGCCUUCCUCCCCGUCCUCUUCUGGUCUGGCAGGCCGUAUCUCGCGUCGCUGGCCGUCUUGCUGCUCGCUCUCUGCACAUACGCGGGGAACGCACUCAAGGACGUGGUGGCAGCGCCGCGGCCGCUCUCCCCGCCAGCGCAGCGGGUCACGGGCACGCACAUGGACGCGCAGAGCAGCUUCGAGUUCGGCCUGCCCUCCUCGCACACAUCAACACCAUCGCACUCUCGCU
Molecule: messenger RNA, 640 nt
Organism: Closterium sp. Yama58-4
Lineage: Eukaryota; Viridiplantae; Streptophyta; Zygnematophyceae; Desmidiales; Closteriaceae
Source: the annotation of a GenBank genome assembly